Cydia amplana is the source of this 3004-nucleotide messenger RNA. RefSeq lists its product as uncharacterized. The coding region runs from base 212 to 2992 and encodes 926 amino acids. Lineage: Eukaryota; Metazoa; Arthropoda; Insecta; Lepidoptera; Tortricidae. The transcript is spliced from 20 exons. The record is from RefSeq and is a predicted model, not a curated record.
CGCGGCACAGCACCUGCGCACAGCCAGUCCGAACGUAGCCGCCGGCGCGCGCGUUCCAAAUUUGAAAUUCGAGCGAUUUAAACUUCGAACGCGAUUUGAUUUUUAAACGUUGCACUUUCGAAUUGCAGUUUGUGUUUUGGUGUUAGUGUGUGUAUGUGAUUGUGGAGUUUUUUUACAUUAAUAACCAGCGGCAAUGCGACAGUGACCCAAAAUGGCGUUAAGGACUAAACUAGUGAUCUUAGUGUUAACCUCAUUAAUAACAAACAACCUUUGUGACAAUGACGUCUUAAAACUCUCCAUCGACGACAGUGAUCUACUAAGAGGCAGCGGCGAAGAGAAAGAAAAUCUAGAAAAAGAGAUAGAAAUAGAAGAUAAAUCUGAAUUAGAAGAGUAUACUACUACAGAAUACGCGACAACAGACGCGUCGUAUAUAGUUACUUUUAAUGAUUUAAGAAUGGAUACGACGGUGGAAAGUACGACCGAGGACAAUGGUGUAGUCAGGACGGCCGUACCGGAGGAUAUUUAUAAUGGCAGUAACAUUGUUAAGAUAGAAACCACUACCUCACCCCCCACCAGAGCCACGGAGAGCAUGGAGGGAAUGUCCCCCAGGAUAGCGGAGUUCGAUGGGGGGGAGACCAACCAACGAAGCCCUAAGCUCACUGAGACUGCUAGUCCGGAACCUCAGCCCCAUGACCGGCCAGUCUUCGACUCCUCUCCCCCAGAAGCCGUCACUCCCCGAGACACCCUCCGCAACUGGCUUGAGGACCCCUGGCUGCGAGCGCCAGCCGGUCUCCUGGUGCCGCUCAGAGCCUCGGCCUUGGCUCGGGCGAGCGCGGUCUGGGACGACCUCAGCGGGGAGAGCUUGGGGCUGAGCGACGUAGUGCUCGUCGGCUAUCAUGCUAACGGCAUCAACUGGAGAUCCCGUCACAACCUCCAGGGCAACGGCGUCAAAAAUGGCUACACGGCCGUGUCUGACGCGCUGGACAAGCUCUUGGUUAAAUACCAGGGCUUGCCAGAAACGAGCGACGGGACAAUGCAAGCCCUUAUAUCAGCCACCAAGCUCGUGCCAUAUGACAGUGCACUGUUUGUAUUGACGGAUAGAGCACCUGGGGAUCGUCAGAGGCUCCCGUUGGCUGUGAGGGCUCUAGUUGAGAAGCGACUAAAGGUGUACACGAUCUGGACGAACCCCUCUCUGCCGGCGUUUGACAUAGAACAACAGAUUCAGGGUCUGAAGAACGUCUCCAAGCAUACCGAGGGAGAAGUGCUGACGUACAUACUGCAGGGCUUGGACAUGGGACCAAGCGAUAUGGACCGAAUGCACCUAGACGUUCAGGCGCAGCCGCGACAGGCCAGAUUCAACGCUAUUGAGGAGGACGAAAAAUUUGAAACUCUACUAGUACGAAGAGGUGGUGGAGGUGCUACCUCUUUGGGUAUACCAGUGGAAUACGGAGUGACUGCUCUGAAGAUAUUCAUCGAGGGAGACGUGGAACAUGCUGUAUUGUACCCUCCCAAUGAUGCUCCCCAAGUGGACCUGUACAACAUGACUUCAGUGCGAGCCUUCUCCGCGGCCUCGAGAACUGAUGAGUUGUCUCCAAGGGAGGUGUUCCUAGUCUUCCCUGGAGCUGACCCUCAGAACGAAGCAUUAAAAGUCCUACCAAUGAAGCCCUCAGACUCUCCCUCAGCGCAAGCGGGCAUGUGGCAUUUGUCCGUUCGCUGCGACACUUGCAACUACCACCUGCGUGUGUUGGCACGGGCACAGCUCCACUUCCACGCCAGCUUGCAGGCUACAGAUAUGCUGAAGAUCAGAAUCAUGGGCCCAGUGGCGAGUGUAAGGGAAUCGGCGUUAGUUGACGAGUACGGUGCAGAAUUGACAAAGCUGCCUUUCAGCUAUCAACCUAUAGCCGGGGAUGGUCAAGACGUUCCCGAGGACAGUCCCGUGACGGAGUUGGAAGAGACCAUACCGCUCCCCAACGUGAAGGCUGAACGGGUCUACGUCAGGAUUCUGGGCAGGGAUAUCAGAGGCGAGCCAUUCGUCCGACUGUCAGGCCCGCUGAACGAGCCUGAGGUGCGCAUGGGCCGCUCCGCCAUCUUGGAAUCUGAAGACCUGGAGCGAGCCGAGGAGGCUAACAUCGCUUUCGCCAGACUACGACUAGGCUAUAAUGACAGCAACGUGCUGCCUUACAACAGAGCUACGUCACAGGUCGUGAACCAGCAGGGCACUAUUCUGACUGCCGUGCAAAUAGGUCUCAGUACGAGACUGUACGGCUCACCAGGGGACAACUUGCAGCUACAUUUCGAGGUGACAAACUACAGGGACCAAUCUGUGAGGUUCUCAUUCGAGGCAAGAGGCGAGCUCAGGUUUUUGACAGGAAUCAGCCCUAACUCCCAAACUGUUCUAAGCGGGCAGACAGUCAAUGUGGUCGUGAGCGUCGGAAUCACCAACACGGCUCAGCCGGGGGCCAGGGAUCUCAUCACAUUCACGGCUAUGGGCACUGACCAAGUCUCCAUCUCCGCGUAUGUCUAUGUGGUCAACACAGUAGACGCCGUUGAUGUCUGGCCUCCAGCACUCAGCCAUACUUUCCAGGGCAUGUGCAUCGGGAAGCAGGGAGACGACUGCGCACAGCACAUCUGGUCUACCACCAUUACAGCCCGGGAUGCUACUUCAGGCAUUCUCCGCCUCACCUCAAUCCCCAUCGGUCUGGUCUACGACAGCAACUUCAUAUCCGGCACCAGAGAAGAGAUCAGAGCCAUCUACCGGGCCACGUGCUGCGCCCCACGACUGUCUAUCACGGCUGUGGACGCCAACGGGAAUGUUAACAGCUAUAUCAUUGAUAUAAGCGGCUAUCUAAACCCGGCAUCAAUAGCAGCCAUCACGCUGGGCAUAUUCCUGGCCAUCGCCAUCAUCCUCCUCAUCAUAUUCCUCAUCUACUGGUGCGUGAGGAGACGGAAGGAGUCAAGGGAACUGCCUUAUUCCACGUCUACCAGAAAUUAAAUGUUUAAGUUC